AUGAAAACAAAAAUACGAUUUGCAAAGACUAUGAUGGCUAUAGAGCUGUUCGCCCAAGAAACUGUUUUCGUGUCAACUGUGUGGAAAAGUAUUAUGCUCAAAAGCGUCAUUGAAGCGUCAUAUCGCGGACAAACACGCCGAACGUCAAGAAGAAUACCGUUGCAUCAUAUGCGAAAGGGUUUAUUGCUCGCGCAAUUCACUCAUGACACACAUCUAUACGUAUCACAAGUCAAGACCUGGAGAGUUGGAUAUGAAGGAUAUCAAAUUCUUUUAGGAUCUCAAAUGUGA
Messenger RNA from Clunio marinus, 288 nucleotides. The record is from the annotation of a GenBank genome assembly. NCBI's taxonomy places the organism in Eukaryota, Metazoa, Arthropoda, Insecta, Diptera, Chironomidae.